Molecule: messenger RNA, 377 nt
Organism: Mycetomoellerius zeteki
Lineage: Eukaryota; Metazoa; Arthropoda; Insecta; Hymenoptera; Formicidae
Exons: 3
Coding region: 1-306 (101 amino acids)
Source: RefSeq, a predicted model, not a curated record
AUGGCUAUCAGCCACAGUAGCCACCUGUUCGUGCUUGUGGCAUUUGUCUUCUGCCUUCUGUUGCCAUUCAUUCAUGUCUCGGAUUCAUACAAUUACACCGACUCAAGACAGUUCGAGAAGAACCUCGCAAUUCCGAGGCACAGGAACACAUACAACCGUAUUCAGCGGUUACCGAAUUACAACUGGAAACCACCUGACAAGUACUAUGGCCCGAGGUAUUCCGGGAAGAAUCGACGGAGAAAAACCUGGGGAUGGAAUUUACAAAACUCGAGGAUCCGGAACAAAGGACGGAGGAUCCGUGGAUAAAGAAAAUGCAGGAGAUAAGCCGACAGGAAAGAGAAAAAUGGGCAGCGUAUAGAAGAAACGUGAAACUUACC